UGACGGAAGCUUGCGGGCGAAGGCUCCGAUAAAGUGGCUUGCAAGGGAAGGAGGACAAGUGGCUUCUCUUGGAAGGUUCGGCCGGGCACUAUAUAUAGAUGCAAGAGGGGCUCUCAUUUGCAAGCCACGAAAUGGAGCCUCGUGCUGCAUGGAAGCAGUACAUGAGAGAGUUAUGCUUCUCCACCGAGGAGUCCGAUGAGGAAGAUGAGUUGGUCCUAGCGACGCUUGCCGCAUGGCAUGCCGACGUCGAAGCUUCGCGCAGAGGGCCGUGGGGAGGCUCCGUCCCCGGGCACCGGCGCAUCCGUAGGAAUCGUCAGGAGGGACACAAUCGAUUGUACAACGACUACUUUGCUGAGUCCGCAGUGUACCCCGACUACAUCUUUCGGCGCAGGUUCCGGAUGAAUCGCGAUUUGUACUGCAAGAUUGUGAGGGAGGUGGAGGAACAUGACCCGUGGUUCAAGCAAAGGAGGAACGCUGCCGGAGAGCUUGGGCUGUCACCCUUGCAAAAAGUAACUGCCGCUUUCCGUAUGUUAGCUUACGAUGCUCCUGCAGAUUCUCUCGACGAGUGCCUCCGGCUAGGGGAGAGCACCAUCAUCGAGAGCAUGCGGCGUUUCGUGCGGGCCAUUGUCGAGGUGUUCGGUGACGAGGACCUCCGGGCGCCAACCGAGGAGGACACUGCUUGA
Molecule: messenger RNA, 683 nt
Organism: Phragmites australis (common reed)
Lineage: Eukaryota; Viridiplantae; Streptophyta; Magnoliopsida; Poales; Poaceae
Exons: 2
Coding region: 99-683 (194 amino acids)
Source: RefSeq, a predicted model, not a curated record